Molecule: messenger RNA, 267 nt
Organism: Dentiscutata heterogama
Lineage: Eukaryota; Fungi; Glomeromycota; Glomeromycetes; Diversisporales; Gigasporaceae
Source: the annotation of a GenBank genome assembly
AUGUCAGAACAGAUUGCCAAAGAAAUUCUUGAUGAUUACAAAAAUAUAAAGAUGCUUAUAGCUUAUUGCUACAAGAAAAUUGAUGAUGAAGAAAGUGCUUUUAAACUCUAUAAAGAAAUUGCAAAUAAAAAUAUAUUUUCACAAUCAGAUGUAUGUUCCAGUGAAGUUUUCACUGGAACUGAUAUUACUGAACCAGAAUUUGCAAAUAAAGUUUAUAAUACAAAAGAUCUUAAUUUACUUGUUCUUUGCUCUGAUGGUGAGAUUUAA